Molecule: messenger RNA, 2387 nt
Organism: Amphimedon queenslandica
Lineage: Eukaryota; Metazoa; Porifera; Demospongiae; Haplosclerida; Niphatidae
Product: DNA-(apurinic or apyrimidinic site) lyase 2-like
Exons: 5
Coding region: 915-2306 (463 amino acids)
Biological process (GO): base-excision repair
Cellular component (GO): nucleus
Molecular function (GO): DNA binding; DNA-(apurinic or apyrimidinic site) endonuclease activity; double-stranded DNA 3'-5' DNA exonuclease activity
Source: RefSeq, a predicted model, not a curated record
UUAAAUAAAAAAAUCCUAAAAUUUAGAUCUAUCAUUAAUUAUGAUUUUGCAAGUUUAUCCAAAAUUACCUUUACACUAUCAAAUUUAGCACCAAUUGUGGUUGCAUCACAACUAAAAAAUGCCACUCCUAUUUGCUUGUCAGCUUUCAAAAAUGAAAGUCGUAAGAUUUUGCAAUUCAUUACAAAAUCAAAAGCUUCCUCAAGCACUAUCGUAACUCCGUUUCCAAGAUUGACCUUUCCUCCUUGAUUGUGAACAGAGACUUCUUCGGAUCCACCAUCAUAUUCUGCUUUCCCCUUGUACAUUUCACAUCGUCGAUACUUGUGGUGUUCAUCAGAUUUAAACCCAAACAACUUGUUUCCAUCAGUGUCUACGAUUCGAUCUCUUGUCCACAGCUCAGUUGAACUCAAGUAGAUAUCACUAUUGGCAAUGACGGUCUUCCCAGGAUUAAGUUUACUCUCAAAACGACAGGUGUCCUCCUUCGUUGCAGCAUGGAAACGAUUCUCUUCUGGUAAGAAUGUCCAAUACACGCCACAUCCCUCCAUGCACUCUGCAUCAGCCAAUGGAUCAAGAUGGACUGCACUGGUGGGAUCCUUUUCAAUUUUGUCAAACCAAGAUUCAUCUUUUAGCCUGUAUAUCUGGUUCAUGACGCAGCCUUCUUCUGAGUUGAUUUGCAAGGCAUAAAUCCUUUGCCUAUAAACCUGAUCAGUUUCAUGGAGUCCUUGCCUGGCAACUAGGACGUAGGCACCAAAUUUUGGAGCAUCUACAGCAAAGAAUCUAGAAAAGACUGGAUCAUGCGUUGGAUCACCAUCUCUUUCUUUCUCGGUAAUAUACUGAUAAUUGUUGUCGAAUUUGCCUAGUAACCACUUGUAAACCAGCUCUAUUUGCUUCUCCAAGUCAGCCAUAUUAGAUGCUGCAUGCAUGCAUGCAGCAUUAGCCAGCCACUCCCUUCAUGUCAAAAGACCACGCCUACUCCUUGCAAUGAGAUCGAGAUGAGAGUUCUUACUUGGAAUGUGAAUGGUUUGAAGGCAGUAGUUAAGAACCGUCAGACUAACCUCAAGGAUUUCCUGGACUCACUCUCAGCCGACAUUAUCUGUCUGCAAGAAGUUAAAACAACAAAAGAUCAAAUAGAAGAGAAUAUUGCAAUUGCAGAAGGUUAUACAUCAUAUUUCUCGUUUUGCAAGACUCGCCAAGGAUAUUCAGGUGUGGCCACAUUUUGCCGUACCACUGUCACGCCCGUAGCAGUAGAAGAAGGUAUCACAGGCAGCUGUCAUGUCGGCUUAAAGGACUCUAUAGGUUUUCCUGUCCUUGAUCUGAACGAUGAAGAGACUGAACAACUUAAUAAUGAAGGGCGUGGUCUAUUGACUGAGCAUCUUCAGGAGAAUGGGCGUGGUCUUGUCAUCAUUAAUGUAUAUUGUCCACGUGUUGAUCCAGACAAUCCGGAUAGGUUACCGUAUAAAAUUCAUUUUUUGAGUGUACUACACGAGAGAACCAAGAGACUACAAGCAGGUGGAAAAGAUGUUCUUAUUUGUGGAGAUUUUAAUUGUGUCCUUGACAUCAUUGACUCAGCUGCAAUGGAAGACAUGCCAACUUUUACUAAAGAACCAAAAACCAAAGAACUAUUAUUAUCAUUUAUAUCAAAAACUCCUCCCAUUACCAACGAGGUCUUGUUGGAUACGUAUCGAUACUUACACCCAACGGAAAGAGGCUCGUACACCUGCUGGUGCACGGCUACUGGAUCAAGACAGCUGAACUAUGGACAGAGAAUCGAUUACAUACUAGCUUCAAGAGGACUAGCUGAGAGUGUGGUCAGCAGUAAUGUAUUGCAGGAUGAGAUGGGUUCAGAUCAUUGUCCUGUUGUGACUCAGUUUUCAAUAUCUCUUAUGCCCUCGCCGACCUUAUCACAUCUUUGCUCAUCUUUUUAUUCAAAGUUUGCAGGAAAGCAAAGCAAGCUCUCUAGCUUCUUUAGUGUCAGCCCGAUAAAGAGAUCGAAUUCAGGGCCAGUUAAAGAAAGCAGUUCUAAGAAACUUUGCACGUUGAAAGAGAAAGAAGCAGCACCUGUUUCGCUAUCAAGGUCACGUGAUGUUAAAACACUUUCCAGUGGCAGUAAACUUUCAACUGAUUGGCAGAAAGUCUUUAAGGCUCCACCAAAAGCACCACUAUGUAGUGGACACAAGGAACCAGCUGUACUAAGAGUGGUAAAGAAACCAGGACCAAAUCACAACAGAAAGUUUUACGUUUGCGGGCGGCCCGAUGGCUCCAAACAUGAUCCUAAUGCUAGCUGUAAUUUCUUUAAAUGGUGCAAAUAAUUUAUUAUAUCUAUUUUUAAAUUUAACGUUCAUGUAUUUAUACAACUUUAUACAUGAUGUGAACAAAGUACAUUAACUUUA